Molecule: messenger RNA, 897 nt
Organism: Daldinia childiae
Lineage: Eukaryota; Fungi; Ascomycota; Sordariomycetes; Xylariales; Hypoxylaceae
Exons: 1
Coding region: 1-897 (298 amino acids)
Molecular function (GO): oxidoreductase activity
Source: RefSeq, a predicted model, not a curated record
AUGACAACUGCUAUUUUCAAGCAUAUCGAUGCAUCAGCAAUCCCGCAGGGGACAAGGCCAUGGGCCAAGGUCGAUAUCGAAGCUACUUCGUUUAAGCUAGGUGACCAUACCCGCCCAGUGAACAACAUCCGAGGGAAGGAAAGCGAGUUUACCACAGACAACUCCGGCUUUGCGGUUUACAACGAACAGUCAAAUGAGAAGUCGUUUACAGACGAUGCCGCUGUGCGUGGUCCGUACUAUCAGGAAAUCGAGGAUCUCCUAAGGAAGCGAAUUCCUGGUAUCAAGAAGGUGGUCAUAUUCGACCAUACCAUCCGGAGACGUACACCGGAGGCUGCUCGGGCUCCGGUACAGCAGGUCCACGUCGACCAAACCCCCGCCGCCGCCGAGGCCCGUGUGCGCCGUCAUCUCCCAGCAGAUGAGGCCGAAGAGCUAUUAAAGGGCCGCUUCCAGAUCAUCAACGUGUGGCGGCCCAUAGAAAACCCAGCAAGCGAUCACCCCUUAGCUGUCAUCGACUGGCGCUCGACGAAGCCAGAUGAUUUCAUCCCGGUGGACUUGCUCUAUCCUAAGCGUGCAGAUUUCUCAACGGACAAGGACGAUAGGGGCAAGGAAGUGCGUCCAGAUGAUUCAACCAGAUACUCGGCGGAAGGAUACGAGGUCAGGGGUGAAACGAUGUCAGUUGCGCCGAGCGACGCGCAUAAGUACUACUACCAGAAGGACAUGACGCCGGAUGAGGUUAUUCUAUUAAAGUGUUAUGACUCGUUCGGCGAGGGCCAACCCCUGGGGAAAGCGGGAAUUGCGGUGAGGACGCCGCAUACGGCUUUUAUCGAUCCUCAGACACCUAAGGAUGCGCCCCCGCGGCAGAGCAUAGAGGUGCGGUGCUUGGUCUUUUAUGAGUAG